AUUACAGUGGGCGGGACUCACAGGGGGCGGUGAGGAACCUGGCCCGAGCACACGCGUCUUUGCCGUAGCCACAUUUCUCCACCGUGGUGACGCACGAGCCGCCAGGCCUCGGAGGAACGCAGUGGGAACACUCCAGGGCUUCCCCUUCAGAACAGACAGGUAGCACACAUUAGCCUCCUUUACCAGGGCCAUGUCCGAAACAGCCUCCUGACUGCCUCAAAAAAUCUGCUGUCUGCUAAACAUACUGACUACUGCUUAGUGCAUAUGUAUUCUACGUGAUGGGCAGUAUGCAAAGAAUAUCCUUCCAGUGGUACUGCAGAAGUGUCAUAAGACGUCCUUCCCCUGUAUUAAAAAAGCCCUGCCUUUUCCUCUCUGAUUUAUGGGACCCAAAGAUGGCUCUGCCUCUUCCUCUCUGUGGGACAUCCUAAAAGAUAGUAUUUUAUGAGGGGAGAUGCUUCACGGGCCGGAAGCUGGAGGUCUUUGGCGACUGCGAUAACUUCCAGGACCGGGGCUUCAUGAACCGCGUCAACUCCAUCCGCGUGGAGAGCGGGGCCUGGAUCUGCUACGAUCACCCCGACUUCAAGGGCCAGCAGUACAUCCUGGAGCGCGGCGAGUACCCCGAGUUCCAGCGCUGGAAUGGACACAACGACCACAUGGGCUCCUGCAGACCCAUCAGGAUGCACGGAGAACACUACAGAAUGGAGAUGUUUGAGGGUGCCAACUUCACCGGACAGUGCAUGGAACUGUGUGACGACUGCCCUUUCCUGCAGAGCCGCGGCUUCAGCAAGAACUGCAUCAAUUCUCUCAAAGUCUACGGCGACGGAGCCUGGGUUAUGUAUGAGGAGCCCAACUACCGCGGACGCAUGUACAUUGUGGAGAGAGGAAACUACAGCUGUCACACGGAAUGGCAAGGACACAAUGCCAACAUCCAGAACGCCACUAUCCAGUCCAUCCGUCGGGUGGUUAACUACUUCUAAACCGUGACCUGUGGGAGGGCCAGAGCCUUUUACCUUUUACCUGAACUGUAAAAAAAUAAAAUGCAUAACACAACCAUGUUUUAUCAAA
This is a messenger RNA of Anguilla anguilla (European eel), 1065 nucleotides long. RefSeq names its product gamma-crystallin N-B-like. NCBI's taxonomy places the organism in Eukaryota, Metazoa, Chordata, Actinopteri, Anguilliformes, Anguillidae. Gene Ontology annotation, biological process: visual perception; lens development in camera-type eye. The transcript is spliced from 4 exons. The coding region runs from base 516 to 977 and encodes 153 amino acids. Gene Ontology annotation, molecular function: structural constituent of eye lens. The record is from RefSeq and is a predicted model, not a curated record.